GCUUAACUCUGCUCAACUUUGCUCAACUCUGCUCAACUCUGCUCAACUCUGCUCAACUCUGCUCAACUCUGGGGACGUCCGAAGCCGUCAAGGCCGGGGUGUGGUUGCUGAAGGGUGACGCUACUAGCGGCAAAAGUAGCGCGAUCCCUAUCGAUAGGGAAACUCCAAAAAUUUCUUGACAGCUCGAAUGCGACACGCGACACGCGACACGCGAUAACGAAAACGACAACGACAACUCCACGGAUUCCGUAAUACCAUGGCGGUCGACAACUCCCUAGAGUCGCUCCUUGCGACACUCACGACUUCCAUACAGUCUGCCACCGAGGCCAUGCCCCAGGACGGCAUUCUACCGCCGAAAGAAGGCAUUUCGCUGCUCGACGUCAAGAACGAGCUCUUGCUCUCCUACCUCCAGAACCUCGUCUUCCUCAUACUCCUCAAACUGCGGGCACGGUCAUCUGGCGAAAGCGACCAACUCCACCCGCAAGAUGAGGUCGUGCAGAAGCUUGUCGAGCUCCGAAUCUACCUCGAAAAGGGCGUGCGACCACUCGAGAACCGGCUGAAGUACAACAUCGACAAGAUCAUCCGCAGCGCAGACGACGCAGCCCGCCGCACCGCGCAAGCGACCGCAAAGCCGAGAGCGAGAAAGUCCAGAAACGACACAGGAUCCGGCUCCGACGAGAGCGACGCCGAAUCCGCCGCCUCAGACCAGACCGCCGACUCGGAAGACGAGAUGUCCUACGCACCCAACAAAGCCGCUGUUCUCCGUGAAAAGCCAGAAGAGCCGUCCGCACGCGACCGUGAGUCCGCAAAGGACGGCAUCUACCGCCCACCCAGGAUCACACCCAUGGCCAUGCCCACAACCGAAGGCCGCGCCGAGCGCCGCGACCGCCGCCCCAACAAAUCCUCCACCCUUGACGAGUUCAUCGCGACCGAACUCUCCUCUGCGCCCAUCGCGGAGCCCUCAAUCGGCAGCACCAUCACGCACGGCGGACGACACACGAAAUCCGAAAAGGAGCGGCGGGAAGAGAACGAGAGGCGCGAGUACGAGGAGAGCAACUUCACGCGCCUGGCGCCCAAGAGUAAGAAGGAGCAGAGGAAGGCGGAUAGAGGCAGGACCGGUGGUUUUGGUGGCGAGGAGUGGAGAGGGUUGGGCGCGGGCAUUGACAGGAUCGAGAGGCUCACGCAGAAGAAGGGCGGGAGUGGACAGGGGAGUCUCGAGAAGAGCAGGAAGAGGCCGGUCGAGGAUGGGCCGAGGGGGAGCGGGAGUGCGGCGGGGGAUGUAUUUGAGAAGAGGAGGAAGAUUGUUGGGAGGUAUCGGAAGUAGGCUGGCGGAUCUGAGUAGUCUGAAUACCUCCAGGGUGGGGGUUGAAGUAGGAGACCACUGUGGCCGAAGUUGCUCUUUCCCUCACUACCCUCGUGGCGUCUCCUUCCUGCAUCAAGUCUCACUCGCCACAAACGCUUGAUUGCUCUCUGCGACACACCUCACUCACUCACCUCCCACAACCACUCUCGCUGCUGCUGCACUCGUCUUGCAUUCCCAUCAUGCACUCACUCCACUCCCUCGUUACUUCCCUCUCCUUGCUCUUCGCCUUAGCCAGGGG
Messenger RNA from Macroventuria anomochaeta, 1601 nucleotides. RefSeq lists its product as uncharacterized. Gene Ontology annotation, biological process: maturation of SSU-rRNA from tricistronic rRNA transcript (SSU-rRNA, 5.8S rRNA, LSU-rRNA). The record is from RefSeq and is a predicted model, not a curated record. The coding region runs from base 257 to 1324 and encodes 355 amino acids. The transcript has a single exon. Lineage: Eukaryota; Fungi; Ascomycota; Dothideomycetes; Pleosporales; Didymellaceae. Gene Ontology annotation, cellular component: nucleolus; small-subunit processome.